Molecule: messenger RNA, 2735 nt
Organism: Puntigrus tetrazona (Sumatra barb)
Lineage: Eukaryota; Metazoa; Chordata; Actinopteri; Cypriniformes; Cyprinidae
Gene: lacc1
Product: laccase (multicopper oxidoreductase) domain containing 1
Exons: 5
Coding region: 971-2224 (417 amino acids)
Molecular function (GO): copper ion binding
Source: RefSeq, a predicted model, not a curated record
ACAUAUAUAAUGAGCAGAGCUGGGUAAAUUAGUUAAAAUAUUGCAAUCCAUUACUGAUUCCAAGUUAGAUGGAAAAACUUGGUAACGUAAUCCAUUACAAUUACACAUUUUAUAAUCACACCACUUUUUGAUUACCUUUAUAUCACUUGCUUAUCACACUGAUUUUAAUAGCUUUGUAAAUAAAUACAAAAUAUAUUUCAUUUGUUGCUAACAAUGAAACGAAGCACAUUAGACAUUGCAUUACGUCAAAGUUUUCCAAACUGGGGUUUGUGUUUAAUAAAAAGCCAAUAAUUUCAAAAUAAGGAGCUUACUGAAAGCGAUAGUGUUUUAUUUGUUGACCCAAAAUCAAUGUUGCGGUGUUAAGAAAACACUACUCAAAACUGAAAUCCUUUUUGCAGAUCCGCUUGUUUGAUCUCUGUGGUCUCUCAGUGACUGGUUUCUAUGUGAAUGUGCACAAGACUAGAUCAUUUAUUGCGUGUCUAUUAUGUAAUCAGUAAAAAGCAACUAGCCUGAUUACAGUAUUUUAAAACUGAUUCAAAUUACAAGCAGCCCGCUUCAGGUUUCUGGAUGACUACCCAGCACUGAUGAGGAGGAAAUGAAAACCUCUCAUGAAAACAAAGCAAGGUUCACCUACAGUAUCAGCCCAGAAGAACUCUUCAAUGGGGAAGUUCAUGAAGACACCUGACAGUCUGUUACAGUCUGCCAGAAGCCUAAUUCAGCACAUUAUAGCACCCCUCUGGACAUUCAUGCUCGUCUAGCGAGGAGUUUCCACCGAGGGCGGUGCUACGCUCUUUUCAGGAAGCGCUGGCUCAGAGGAAAUUUUGUUUUCGUGGUAAAUUAAAAAAAAAAAGUUCCUCGUUUGUGACAUUACCAUACCGCCUGGUGUGGUGUGUUUGCACGUCCCGGCGCGCUCCGUCCCCGCGAGGCGAACGCGUCUGCGCGCGAUGACCCGCUAACUAACGACCAAGAGAUGGCCGCGGUAACUCUCGUGGACCUCACGCGCUCUCCGCGCGGCUUCUGCGCGGAAAAGCGCGUCGGCGAGUUCCGCGCGUCGACCGGGGACGGCUCGCAAGAGCGCGUCUUCUUCAUAGCUAACCCGGAGAGCUCCGCGGGGACGGGCGGGUUUCCCAGAAGCUCUAUCCGGGAGAUGUUUAUCGGUUUCGGCGAUUCCCCGCGGGUCCUGUGCGAGAGCUCGCUUUCAGCCGCGUUAUACUCGUUCAAACGGGCCAUAGACGAAGAGGGCGUGAGUAACGUGAAGGUCGUGACUUCGAGCAGCGGGAGAGGAUUGUUUCGGGUCUACCAGGAGCUCCUUUUCACUUCUGCGUACGAGUUCGAGUACAGCGUCGUGUUUGACGAGCCGUCCUGUGAGCGGCGUCCCCCGGGUCCGCGCGCGCCUGACGCUGAACGCGAGCUCAGCGCGUUUCUACAGCACCUACCAGCGCUCAAAGGAGACGUUGCCAUUCUCAGAUCUUCUUUAAUUUCAGACCGCUUCGAUCACGGCUUCUCCACUCGUGCCGGCGGUAUCUCCUACAUCAGCACUUUGAGCUCACUCAACCUCUUCUGUAACCCGCGGCGGAAAGACUCCAGAGCCGUGGUGAACGAGAACCUCCGGAGGCUCGGCCUGAAGGCUGGCUUUCACCCUCAGCACUUCAACCUCAUAAAGUGUAAUCACGCCAGUGAUGUGUGGGUGAUGGGCAAACCCGCCCCCGACAGUUACGACGGGAUGGUGACCAAUCAGGUGGGCGUGGUCAUAGCAGCACCGGGGGCCGACUGCAUGCCGCUGCUCUUCACUGACCCCGUAGCAAAGGUCAUCGGAGUAGCACAUGCAGGCUGGAAGGGGACGCUCAUGGGAAUCGCAAUGGCAACGGUGAAUGCCAUGGUGUCCGAGUUUGGCAGCAGACCUGCAGAUAUCGUGUGUGUGAUCGGCCCUUCUGUCGGACCGUGCUGCUUUACUCUGGAGCGGGAUUCGGCCCGAGAGUUUCACGCCAUACACCCAGACUGUGUUAGACAUAUGGACUCAUCUAGACCUUAUGUCGACAUCAGGCUCGCGACCAGAAUUCUGCUGGCCAGAGGAGGAAUUAAAGCUGAACACAUGGAGGACAUCAGGAUCCCAGACCAAUCUGAGUCUACUCUCUGCACCUCCUGCCAUCCUGAGCUAUUCUUCUCCCAUGUGAGAGAUGGACCCAACUUUGGGACACAGAUUGGCUUUGUGUGGAUCAAAUAAUCCUGCAUUCACCAAGCUCUGAAUGAAUGUGCAGAAACAUUUCAUAUACAUGAGAGAAGAAUCUAAAUGACCGUACAUACAUAUAUUAAUAUAAUAAAUUGAUUGGUAUUGAAUGAUCUCACUUGUAAUUUAUAACUUCCUUUUUUGCUAACUUUAGACUUACUGCUGGUCGGUAUCCUGAUCAGCAGAGUUUUCGAGAUUUUGUCAUUUUUAAGCAGAAUGAAUUGUGACAGUUGUACAGACUAUGUAAUAUACAUUUAUAUUUAAAUAGUAUUUAUAUCCAAAUUGUUCAUUUUGAAAACAUAGUCCUACAUUGCAGAAUUUUUAUUUUUUAAUUUUUUUGGGUUGCUAAAAUGUUAAAAAUAUGUAUUAUAAUAGACAAUUUUAUGUUUUUUUUAAUAAAAUUUGUGAUGUGCGUUGUCCAGACAAUAAAAAAGAUGCCGAAAAAAAAGCCUUUUUCAACAGUAUGUCAACAAUAAUUGGAAGAAAUAAAGAAACCUUGCUAAAAAUA